UAACAAUUUACUUUUUAAUAUUUUAAUUAAAGCCACCUAACACGCUUUUUUUUUUCUCUCCCUCUCUUUCUUUCUUUCCCUGUCACAAGUCUCUGUUGUUUCGUUGUCUGAUCUCUCUCUCUUUCUCAAUCAGAGAAUAACCGGCGAGCUUAAUCUCGCCGGAAAAUUGCCCUACGCUGGCCGGAAUCUCCAUUUUCUGAUUUGAGUUCCGAAUUGCGGUUCCUUUCUCUUUCUAGCAAGUUUUCUUGCCAGUGUUCGGGUCCCUAGAAAUAAUCAAAAAGGAAAAAAAAUAAAAAAAAUAAAUUCUGCGUCUGCACCUGUCAUGCUUUUCUUCUAUUAUUGUGGGAUGCGAUUAUCAAGAAAGCAAUGCUAAGAGAGGAGAUGAGGUUUUUGAACAAUAUCUGAGAUCCCCUAAUUCUGAAUUCUUUAUGCUGUAAACCUCCUACAAGAUUCAAUAUUUUUCCUUGUUUUUUUUUCUGUCUCUUUAUUCUCAAGUUGCCUAUGAGAAGUUUGUUGAAUUCUGCGGAGGAACAGAGGAAGAAAGAGUUUUGGAGUUUUUUUUGUGCUGGAGAGAGAUUGUGUUUAAAUUGAGAUGAUGAUGAGUAGAGUCUAACGUAGCUAGCAAGUGAGGAGCUUUUCGGCAAUAUUUUGCUUUUCCAGAUUUUCUGGACUCUGAGCUGCAGGAUGCCUUUUCAAAUCAUGGAUCCGAGGGACGUUCCUGCCUCAUCCCACUUUUUUGAUGACAUUUCCUUUCGUUCUGAGAGGAAUGUUGGAUUGCAGAAGCCAAAAUCCAUUCAUGACCAAUACCCAAAAGGAAAGAAUGGAAUGGUAGCAUCGCCUGGCAACAUUCUGAAUGCUUCUUCAUCCCUUGAAAUAAAUGCAAAAUCUGGCUUGCUGAUGUCGCAGACUAGUCUAUCUCGGGAAAGUAUAGAAAAACUACGUUUUGGUGGAGAAGAAGACAAUGUUGAUGUUUUGAAGGAUUCGAAGGAAUCGUUACAUUAUCAUCCCAGAUCGUGGUCUGAUGUGUGUAUGCAGUCAGCACCUACCUCAUAUGGUUUAAUUGGGAACAAGAUUGUCACCAAUGCUGCCCCUUGUGAAAGUAGUCUAUUCUCAAGCUCACUGUCUGAGAUUUUUAACCAAAAGUUGAGGUUACCGAGGAAUAAUGUUCUGUCUGAUCGGCCCAUUACUGUUGGUUCCCUUCCUGAGGAAGAACCGUAUAAAUCUCUUGAAGAAAUGGAGGCUGACACUAUAGGGAAUCUCCUUCCUGAUGAAGAUGAUCUGUUUUCUGGUGUUGUUGAUGAGUUAGGAUAUGGUUCUCAUGUCAGAACAAAUGAUGACUUCGAAGAUUUUGAUCUGUUUAGCAGUGGUGGAGGCAUGGAGCUAGAAGGAGAUGAACAUUUGACUUCAGGCAAAAGUACUAGUGGUCUGGAUGGAGAUUGUGUUUUCUUGGGAGGUUCUAAAGGAAAACUUCCUUUUGGUGAACAGCCUUCUAGAACACUUUUUGUUAGAAACAUUAAUAGCAAUGUAGAAGACUCUGAGCUGAAGGCUCUCUUUGAGCAAUAUGGAGAUAUCCGAACCAUUUACACAGCCUGUAAGCAUCGUGGGUUUGUUAUGAUUUCUUAUUAUGACCUAAGGGCAGCACAAAAUGCAAUGCAAGCACUUCAAAAUAGGCCAUUGAGGUCUAGGAAACUUGAUAUACACUAUUCAAUUCCAAAGGUCAAUGCUCCAGAGAAAGAUAUCGGCCAUGGUACGCUGAUGCUAUCUGGUCUUGAUUCAUCUGUUCUAAAUGAUGAGCUUAAAAAGAUUUUUGGAUUUUAUGGAGAAAUUAAAGAAAUCUAUGAAUAUUCAGAAAUGAAUCAUCACAAAUUUAUAGAGUUUUAUGAUGUUCGAGCUGCAGAAGCCGCUCUUCGUGCAUUGAACAGGAUUGACAUUUCAGGGAAGCAGAUCAAGCUUGAACCUUGCCAUCCUAGUCUGAUGCAGCAUUCUUAUAAGGGGCAAGAUGAACGAGAUCUUGGUCAAAGUAUUAUUGACAACUUAUCAUUAGGACAGAAGGCAACAGUGUCUUCUGGAGUAAUUGGAUCUGGCUGCUUGGAAAAUGGAUAUAGUCAGAGAUUUCAAUCUGGAAUGCGGCAACCUUUGAAUGCAUUUAUUGAUAAUGCAUUCUUUCAUGUGAAUUCUGGCAUUCACAACACUGGGAUAGGGGCAUCUGCUGGAAAAGUGUCUGGCAUUUGUGAGUCCAGUAACUUUGUUGAUGCAAUGAAAUUUGCAUCUAGUCCGAGCUUUCAUCCUCAUUCCUUACCUGAGUAUCGUGAUAGUUUGGCUAAUGGUAGUCCUUAUAACUUUUCAAGCACCAUUAGCAACAUGACUAGCAAUAUAGGUACUCCAGCAACAGAAGCCUCUGAUGGCGUGCAUAUUCAGGGAAUGAGCACAACUGGGAACUUAGCAGAAUUUAAUGUAGGAGGAAAUGAGAUCCGCCCACAUCAUGGACUUUAUCAUAUGUGGAACAGCUCCAAUUUGCAUCAGCAACGGUCAUCAAGUACCAUGAUUUGGCAGAAAGCACCAUCCUUUGUUAAUGGUGCUUGUGCUCCAUGCCUUCCACAGAUGCCAAGCUUUGCUAGAACACCGCCUCAAAUGCUGAGAACUCCACAUAUGGACCAUCAUGUUGGAUCAGCACCAGUUGUUACAGCCUCACCCUGGGAGAGGCAACAUUCUUACUUGGGAGAGUCCCCCGAGGCUUCUGGUUUUCGGUUGGGUUCUCUAGGAAGUGGAGGUUUUCAUGGUUCCUGGCAGUUGCAUCCACUGGAUUUUUCUUCUCACAACAUAUUUUCUCAUGUUGGCGGGAAUGGCACUGAACUGACAUCUAAUGCUGGGCAGAGCUCUCCUAAGCAGUUGUCACAUGUUUUCCCUGGGAGACAUCCUAUGACUUCAAUGUCAAAAUUUGAUUCUACCAACGAACGAAUGAGAAACCUAUAUCACCGUAGAAGUGAAGCAAACACCAACAAUGUUGAUAAAAAACAGUAUGAACUUGACCUAGGUCGCAUAUUGCGUGGGGAAGACAGCCGAACUACACUUAUGAUAAAAAAUAUUCCCAACAAGUAUACUUCAAAGAUGCUUCUUGCUGCCAUUGACGAGCAAUGUCGCGGAACUUAUGAUUUCCUGUAUUUACCAAUUGACUUCAAGAAUAAAUGUAAUGUUGGCUAUGCUUUCAUAAAUAUGACUGAUCCUGGUCAAAUUAUUCCUUUCCACCAGGCUUUUAAUGGGAAAAAAUGGGAGAAGUUUAACAGUGAAAAGGUAGCCUCACUUGCAUAUGCCCGGAUUCAAGGAAAGACUUCUCUUGUUGCUCAUUUCCAGAAUUCAAGCCUGAUGAAUGAAGAUAAACGUUGCCGCCCUAUUCUCUUCCAUACGGAUGGCCCAAAUGCUGGUGAUCCGGAGCCUUUCCCCUUGGGUGCCAAUAUUAGAUUGAAACCUGGAAAAUCUCGUACUUCUGGCAAUGAAGAGAAUCGCAGCCAAGGGAGUCCUUCAACAUUGGGUGGAGAAGAGUCUGCUAAUGGAAUAGACUCUUCAUUGAGCACUUAAAGAAACUCUGAUUGAUUUAGCAUGGGGCACUAACUAUUCAAUGUUGCACCAUAAUGUCAUAUCAACCCCCCAAGUCUGUAUAUUGACAUUUUGUUUUUUAUUUGAGAGCCGGGAGGAAAAGUGGCUCACAAUUUUUUGCCUAUAGAGGAGCCUUACACAAGUUUUCAGAGGCUAAGAAGGUACAUAACCGUCACUGAUUUGUAGUAUUUUCUUUAUUUUGCUAAAUUUUUACACGGAGUCCUGCUACCAACUCAAGUUUAGAGAAUGGCUUAACUGAAGCUCAAAAUUUUGGCUAGCUGUGAACGGAUGAUGUCAUAAUUUGCAUAAGUUCUCGUCAUUGUGGGGUGCAAGGGGACUUUGCUGAUUUAGUUUUUCAUUAUUGUUGUCUUCUUGUUCAUAUGUAAUUUUGUUUUGUUUUUUUAGUUCCGGGACUUUCGUUUUUAGAAGUGACUAUGAUCCGUUUUUGUAUGUAGAAGUGACUCUUGUUAGAAAAGAGAUUUAAUUGCAGCAUUUUAGUAA
This is a messenger RNA of Gastrolobium bilobum, 4095 nucleotides long. Its product is annotated as protein MEI2-like 4. Lineage: Eukaryota; Viridiplantae; Streptophyta; Magnoliopsida; Fabales; Fabaceae. The coding region runs from base 685 to 3576 and encodes 963 amino acids. Gene Ontology annotation, molecular function: RNA binding. The transcript has 15 exons. The record is from RefSeq and is a predicted model, not a curated record.